Nicrophorus vespilloides is the source of this 1188-nucleotide messenger RNA. RefSeq lists its product as uncharacterized. Bases 1 to 1188 code for a protein of 395 amino acids. The transcript has 3 exons. NCBI's taxonomy places the organism in Eukaryota, Metazoa, Arthropoda, Insecta, Coleoptera, Silphidae. The record is from RefSeq and is a predicted model, not a curated record.
AUGGAGUAUAGUAAGGAAAGUUUAACAUCCGUUUUGAGGAAGUACGAGGUCGAUUCUACCGUCGAUAUCAAGACUGUUGAUGUCAAAAGGGCGGUAGAUAUAGGCAAUAAUUUCGUUUCCGAUGUCAAGAAAGUUACGGUCACCGGAAGUAAAACUGUCCAAGGCGUUAAAAAAGAUUUUCAAAAGUCGAUAAUCGUGAAAGAACUGCUAAAAAAUAAAGGAAUCUCUGACAGUUUGAAUUACGAUCAAUGCUUCGUGAAUGAAAUGAUUGCAUACAACAAAAUCCUUCCAGAAUUGAAAAAAUACACUGUCGACGGUGAACUUCCGGUACCGGAUUGCAUUUACGCAAAUGAAUCAGCAACGGCUUUGGAAGAUCUCUGUCCUGAGGGUUACGAAACCGUGGAUAGAUUCAUUGGGUUCAGCGUCCAGCAAAUUGAGGAUAUCCUAAGGGUGUUGGCAAAAUUGCAUUCGGCUUCGUUGGUGAUGUCGGAGAAAGAUCCUAAGAAGCUGUCUGAACUUUCCAAGCUUAUUCCGGAAUUGGUGUUCGUAAUGGAUCCCACUGGUUUAGCCAAGUCUAUGAAGAGUUUCGUGAGAAUUGCUGUAAGAGUCUUCGAGGAGCUGGAGCCUACGGAGAGGAAUCGCGAAGUUCUGGCGAUGCUGAAUAAGUAUUAUGAGAGUUUCCAAGAGAAUAACACUAAGCUGUUUGAGGUGCCCAGGAAAUACUCCGUGUUAAACCAUGGCGAUGCCUGGGGCAACAACAUCUUGCUGAAGGAGAGGAACGUGAAGUUCAUCGAUUUUCAAUUGAUGCGCUUUGCUUCUGUUGCUUCCGAUCUUACGUACUUCUUCUGCUCCACUUGUAAACCAUCGCUCAAGAUUAAUUUGGAUCACUAUCUUUCGGUGUAUCUAGACUCUUUGCAUUCUCACUUGAUGGGCUUCGAUAUAAAUCUGAAAGAUAUCCUCACCAUGGAUUGGUUGCGUAAGGAGAUGUACGACUUCCAGCCGGUCGGUUUCGUUUGCUCCCUCUGGUUCCUUCCCCUUUAUUUCUUCAAGAAGGAACACCUUAACACGGACAUGUUCACCGAAAAGCAACUCACGGACGACGAGCUUCGUUGGACCAAGUGCACUCCAGAGUUUAAGCAAAGAUUGAUCGAGAUGGCCUACGAUUUUUGCACAGGAUUUAAAAUAUGA